GCUUUUAGACGUUAAUGCUAAAAAACUAGCUAGAGCGGGAAGGCAAAUGCAAAGCAGUAGGGAAAAGAUGAAAUGAAAAAAAAAAACGGUGGGCAGGCGGAUUACUAAGAAGACAAAGCUCCUCAAUUGGAGCGGCUUCAGUAGAUUUAAAGCGAGAAGAGCAGAGGGGGCGACACGAAGGCGCAGCGACCACACCGGAGGCUGCACAAAAAGCAGAGGGGUUUGCUGAAUGGAUGAAAGAUCUCAGACUAGGAUCGCGCAUCUGGGACUCUCCGAAAACCUGUCAUCGUGGAGCCCUCGUUCAAAACGGACAGAACAGAAAUGACUCUCUCCAGUGCCCCCCCAAUUCGACGGGGCAGCACUCCAUUACCCCUGAAGCACCAAUUAAAGCGUGAGUCUGCUGUUGUCAAUGAAGAGUUUGAUUGGACGCCUGAACUUACUGGUCCUACGCCACCACCAAUCCAGUUUUCGUCGGCAUCUGAAGAGUCGAUUGUGGCCGGAAAGAGCGAAAUUCCUUCAGCAGAUUGGGCCAACAAUGGUUUGAUACGAGUCUUGCUGCUGGGUGAAAGUGGAGUUGGAAAAACGGCUCUGACUUGUGCCAUUACUGGAAACAAUGGUAGAGCUACCUCUGUGGACUCAGAAAAUGUCACAGAGGACAGCUAUGAAAAGACCAUUUUAAUGGACGAUGAAGACAUCACCAUCACUUUUAUUGAUGACUGGAAAAAGGACCUCUCACUUUUGACCUUUGAUAUCUGUCUUCUCAUUUUCUCGCUCACUGAUCGACAAAGUUUUCAUUAUGCGGUUGAGCUACGCCUUCGAGUCAGAGAGGCUCAUCCACAGUGUCCUAUUAUCAUUGUGGGUAAUAAGAGUGACCUGGUGAGGUCACGAGAAGUCACUUAUGAAGAUGCCAGUGCCAAUGCCACCCUUUUCCAGUGCCAAUACUUUGAAACGUCAGCCGCACUUGACCACAAUACAUUUCAGCUGCUUGAAGAGGUAGUCAAGAGAAUCAGGAGCACAGAAAGGAUGGGUCUUAUUUCUUCACCGCAUCGCCGUCGAGGGAGACGCCGAGAAAGCAUUACCCGGAAGGCCCGCCGUUUUCUACAGAGUCUUGUGCCAAGGAAUACUGCCACUGGAGGAAGGUUCUUCCGUCAGAAAUCUCGGUCCUGUCAUGAUCUGACUGCUAUUUAGAAAUCUGUACGCAGCAUUAUAGUUUCAAGUAUAAAAUGUUUCUGCUAUCUAGAGUGGACAGGAAAAGGAAGAGGCCAUCCUCUUCAGUAUAUUUUGAGUUGGAGAUGAAAGGAAAUGGGUGUCUGUUUUCAUUCCUUAAAUGAAGCAACACGAACAGCAGCUACUUUUAGUGUUUUUUAUUAUGUCAAAUCAGGAAUUGGACUGUAAACAGCAUGCAUAUAUCACGACAGAUGGACUUUUUUGUCUGCGUGCCCAGCUUUGCUUGGGUCCAGGCAGCAUGUCACACCUGCUAGCUGAAGUUGUCUAUAAAGUGAAUUUAGGCUGACUGAUUUAAUAACAGCAGGCAUAUGUGUUGUCUUAUGUUUACAGUGGAUUGUCAUUUGAAUAUUAUUCAGCCAUCUUAAUCAGAUCAUUUUUAACCAAAUAAUGUUAAACGUUGUGUUUAACUCUGAUGUUAUACGUGUGCCACACGAGCAAAGGAAUAAGGAAGGAAAACAAAUGCUGGUCAUAUUAUUUAUGAGAACCAGCCUGAAAUUCUCCCUUGCAUUAAUUUAAAAGCAGCAGAUCUUAAAAGCAUGGUUGUAGACUUUUAUUGUCAUGGAGACUAAAAUAAAUAAAUAAAUAAAUACAUACACACCAAA
Polypterus senegalus (gray bichir) is the source of this 1829-nucleotide messenger RNA. RefSeq names its product RAS (RAD and GEM)-like GTP binding 2 (gene rem2). Lineage: Eukaryota; Metazoa; Chordata; Cladistia; Polypteriformes; Polypteridae. Gene Ontology annotation, cellular component: plasma membrane. The coding region runs from base 322 to 1188 and encodes 288 amino acids. Gene Ontology annotation, molecular function: GTPase activity; GTP binding; calcium channel regulator activity. The transcript is spliced from 5 exons. The record is from RefSeq and is a predicted model, not a curated record.